AUGUCAUCACGUUGAUUUUGUGUCAACAUUUCCGGAAAGACACCACCUCCACAGAUACACCGAUUAAACAUAGAAAUAAAUUACAUAUAGAGCGGAUUUAAAUCUGUAUUUGUUUUCCAAAGAGGACAUAUACCUUUAUAACAGGUAUAUCUAACAGUAAUAUACAUAAAAUAAUUUGUAAUAGUCACGGGUAUCUCGUAUAUCGGCUGAUUUAAGUGCUUAGCUGAGCUUAGCUAAGCUAGCCGAGCUUCAGCUGCAGUCAUGAUGGCGUCCAGCUACAACGCCAAGGAAGAAGACGGACAUCAUCCCGGGGCCUCGGGGGCGACUGGAAACGCCGUCCGGAGUAAAAAACCAGACAACACGGCUUUCAAACAGCAGCGUUUACCGGCCUGGCAGCCCAUCCUGACGGCUGGCACGGUGUUACCGGCGUUCUUCGUUAUCGGGCUGAUCUUCAUUCCGAUCGGUAUCGGGCUUUACGUCACGUCCAACAACAUCAAGGAGUUUGAGAUUGAUUACACAGGGGUCGACGCAUCAAGUCCGUGCUAUAAUUGCUCACAGAGCAGCUGGAACAGCACGACGCCAUGUAAAUGCUCGCUGCCUUUCUCUCUGGAGCAGCCCUUCGAGAGCAAUGUUUUUAUGUAUUAUGGCCUUUCAAACUUCUACCAAAACCAUCGUCGCUACGUGAAAUCCCGAGAUGACAGCCAGCUGAACGGAGACCUCUCGUCUCUGAAGGAUCCGAGUAAAGAAUGCGAGCCGUACCGCAUGAUUGGAAACGCACCCAUUGCCCCUUGUGGUGCUAUUGCGAACAGCAUGUUUAACGACACGCUGGAGUUGAUUUAUCUGGAUCCCAAUGGAACCAGGAACACAAUCCAGAUGAUGAAGAAAGGCAUCGCCUGGUGGACAGAUAAGCACGUGAAGUUCAGAAACCCUGGUGGCAGUAACUCCAACCUCACCGCUGUUUUUCAAAGAACCGCGAAACCAGUCAACUGGCGUAAGCCCGUCUUUGAGCUGGACUCAGACCCCGACAACAACGGCUUCAUUAACGAAGACUUCAUCGUUUGGAUGCGAACAGCCGCCCUGCCGACAUUUCGGAAACUCUACCGCAUCAUCCAGAAGAAGAACAACAUGACGCCGACGCUUCCCAGAGGCAACUACACUCUGGAAGUCACUUACAAUUAUCCUGUGCGCAGCUUCGAUGGGCGAAAGCGCAUGAUCCUCAGCACCAUCUCCUGGAUGGGAGGGAAGAACCCGUUCCUGGGCAUCGCCUACAUCACCGUGGGCUCCGUCUGCUUCUUCCUGGGAGUCGUCCUGCUCUUCAUCCACCACAAAUACGGAAACCGCAACAACAGCUCCGACAUUCCCAACUAGCUUCGCGUAAUCACCCGCAUGCCGUCAACCACACGCAUGAUGAAGACCAACCGCUUAUCAUCUGAGCUAGAGCGAGAGUGUAUUGUGUUUGCAGUAUAGCAUUACGUUUAAGACAGUUGUUGAAUAUGUGUAUUUAUUUUUAAAAAGGAUAAUGAUCUGUAAGUCCUGAUGUUAUUUUGUCAGUAUUUUAGAAUGGCUGAUGGGCGUCGAUCAUCUUAAGUGUAUAUAAUUGAACAGGCUGUGAUAAGUGUGACUUGUUUUGCAAAACCAUUUAGUUGUUUAACUGAAUGAACGACUGUAUAUAAGCUAUAACUGUUAGAGCUCAAUUCCUGACGUGUUGCUGCCUAAAGAAAUCGACAUCCGACAUGCGAUCCAGCAGCUCAACAGCUGUAUUCAACCUGAUGAUGAGCCAUCCAGCAACAGUGUAGAAGUAGAACGCAUUGAGAUGGCUGUAAUUAAUACUCAAGUUUAUAAGCAAUUGGGAUCAAAACUGAUUUACUCCUUACAUGCCUUAUAGACUGCCUUGGCUUCACUCAAAAAUAUCUCAAGCCCAGCGUGCGAGAUUUAGAUUUACUCCUUUGGUGUCUCUUAAUGUUGUAUGUCUCUUUUUUUUUUUUUUUUAAACGGGAGCUUUUGCUUUUAUGGUUAGAUGUUCAUAUGAGAAUCUGUUGCACUCAUGCUCAUGUCAUGUCCAGCUGUUUGCACUUUAAGCUUGGCACAGCUUCCUGUCCUUCAUUUUGGUCACUUAUGGAUGUUUCCAGAGAAAUAAAAUUAAAUUCAAACAAAA
Neoarius graeffei (lesser salmon catfish) is the source of this 2155-nucleotide messenger RNA. Its product is annotated as cell cycle control protein 50A-like. Gene Ontology annotation, cellular component: endoplasmic reticulum; Golgi apparatus; plasma membrane. The coding region runs from base 262 to 1368 and encodes 368 amino acids. Gene Ontology annotation, biological process: phospholipid translocation. The transcript is spliced from 7 exons. Lineage: Eukaryota; Metazoa; Chordata; Actinopteri; Siluriformes; Ariidae. The record is from RefSeq and is a predicted model, not a curated record.